AUGAGCCAAACGAUUCAAGUCUUUAAUCAGCAGCCCGGAAUGCCUCCACAACCGCCGGCAGCUCCCGUUGAAUGGAUGCAAACCCCGCCAGCAAUGCCGAAUUGCCCGCGCGGACUCGAGUAUCUCACGCAAGUCGACAAAAUUGUGAUACAACAAAAAAAGAGCAUUCUUGAAGCGGUGACUAAUUGGGAUGUAAAGAAUAGCUAUGUAUUGAUGAAUUCGAUUGGAGAACAGGUAUACUAUGCGCUAGAAGAGUCGGAUUGUUGCACUCGGCAGUGCUGUGCUCAGGAUCGAGACUUCACCAUGCACAUCACGGAUCAUUUUCAGAAUGAAGUGCUCACAAUAAAGCGUCCUUUCAAAUGUUGUAUCUAUUCGUGUUUCGCUGGAUUGAAAAUUUGCGGUCAUGAGGCAUGGAUUGAGCUUUCAACAAGGGAAAAGAUCAGAAAUGUCGAUGGUCAGCCAUGUGGAGCGAUUCGAAAGAAAUGGGGUGGAUUGGUGAAAGAAACGCUCACCCAGGCGGACACAUUUUCUGUUGAAUUCCCAAUUGAUCUCGACGUGAAGUGUAAAGCGGCGCUUCUCGGAGCCACCUUUUUGAUUGAUUUUCUCCAAUUCGAAGAAAAAAGUGGGAACGCGCAGAACUCGAGCUCGAUUGUUUGCUGCGAUGGAAUGGAUUUUUGUUUGAGUAGUGACUGUUGUUGUGAU
Molecule: messenger RNA, 702 nt
Organism: Mesorhabditis belari
Lineage: Eukaryota; Metazoa; Nematoda; Chromadorea; Rhabditida; Rhabditidae
Source: the annotation of a GenBank genome assembly